GAGGCCAGGCGGAGAGACAGAAACAGGAAAGCCAGAGCCUCUCCACGAGCCGGGAGACGGAAGGGCAAACAGGCCACCAGUGAGGACGAAGACGAAGAGGAAGAUCAGGACAAGGCACGGAGGAAGAGGGCUCGUAAGAAGAAAGCCAGGACCCAGGACAGCGAGGAAGAGGAGGAGGAAGACGACAGAAGCGUCAAGCGGAAGGGCACAAAGGCUCCGGGCAGAAAGAAAAAGGCAGUCAAGGAAGAGAGCGAGGAGGAGAGCGAGGAGGAACAAGGAAAGAAAAAGAAAGGCAGAAAAGUGACUAGCAAGAAGGGGAAAGACGAGCAGAACAAGGAGAAGAAGGGCGAUGCCAAAGGGAAAGGGGGGAAGGACAAGAAAAAGAAGAAUGGAAAGGACAGCAGGUGCAGUAUCCUUUGACAGGGCCAUCUCUCUCACAUGCAGUACCAGUCAAAAGUUUGGACACACCUACUCAUUCAAGGGUUUUUCUUUAUUUUGACUAUUUUCUAUGUUGUAGAAUAAUAGUGAAAACAUCCAAACUAUGAAAUAACACAUAUGGAAUCAUGUAGUAACCAAAAAAGUGUUAAACAAAUCAAAAUAUAUUUUAGAUUUUAGAUUCUUCAAAGUAGUCACCCUUUGCCUUGAUGACAGCUUUGCACACUCUUGGCAUUCCCUCAACCAGCUUCACCUGGAAUGCUUUUCCAACAGUCUUGAAGGAGUUCCCACAUAUGCUGAGCACUUGUUGGCUGCUUUUCCUUCACUCUGCGGUCCAACUCAUCCCAAAUCAUCUCAAUUUGGUUGAGGUCGGGUGAUUGUGGAGGCCAGGUCAUCUGAUGUAGCACUCCAUCACUCUCCUUCUUGGUCAAAUAGCCCUUACUCAGCCUGGAGGUGUGUUGGGUCAUCGUCCUGUUGAAAAACAAAUAUAGUCCCACUAAGCGCAAACCAGAUGGGAUGGCGUAUCGCUGCAGAAUGCUGUGGUAGCCAUGCUGGUUAAGUGUGCCUUGAAUUCUAAAUAAAUCACAGACAGUGUCACCAGCAAAGCACCCCCACACAAUCACACCUCCUCUUCCAUGAUUCACGGUGGGAACCACACAUGCGGAGAUCAUCCAUUCACCUACUCUGCGUCUCACAAAGAUAUGCGGUUGGAACCAAAAAUCUCAAAUUUGGACUCAUCAGACAAAGGACAGAUUUCCACCGGUCUUAUGUCCAUUGCUCGUGUUUCUUGGCCCAAGCAAGUCUCUUCUUCUUAUUGGUGUCCUUUAGUAGUGGUUUCUUUGCAGCAAUUCGACCAUGAAGGCCUGAUUCACGCAGUCUCUUCUGAACAGUUGAUGUGUCAGGCAAAGGGUGUCUGUUACUUGAACUCUGUGAAGCAUUUAUUUGGGCUGCAAAAUCUGAGGCUGGUAACUCUAACGAACUUAUCCUCUGCAGCAGAGGUAACUCUGGGUCUUCCUUUCCUGUGGCGGUCCUCAUGAGAGCCAGUUUCAUCAUAGUGCUUGAUGGUUUUUGCAACUGCACUUGAAGAAACUUUCAAAGUUCUUGAGAUUUUCCGUAUUGACUGACCUUCAUGUCUUAAAGUAAUGAUGGACUGUCAUUUCUCUUUGAUUAUUUGAGCAGUUUUUGCCAUAAAAUUAUAAAUAAAUAAAUAUAAAUAAUAUGCCAUUUAGCAGACGCUUUUAUCCAAAGCGACUUACAGUCAUGCGUGCAUACAUUUUUGUGUAUGGGUGGUCCCGGGGAUCGAACCCACUACCUUGGCGUUACAAGCGCCGUGCUCUACCAGCUGAGCAACAGAGGACCACAAAUUGACUUGGUCUUUAACCAAAUAGGGCUAUCUUCUGUAUACCACCCCUACCUUGUCACAACACAACUGAUUGGCUCAAAUGCAUUAAGAAGGAAAUAAAUUCCACAAAUUAACUUUUAAGAAGGCACACCUGUUAAUUGAAAUGCAUUCCAGGUGACUACAUCAUGAAGCUGGUUGAGAGAAUGCCAAGAGUGUGCAAAGCUGUCAUCAAGGCAAAGGGUGGCUACUUUGAAGAAUAUAAAAUAUAAAAUACAUUUUGAUUUGUUUGACACUUUUUUGGUUACUAUAUGAUUCCAUAUGUGUUAUUUUAUAGUUUUGAUGUCUUCACUAUUAUUCUACAAUGUAGAAAAUAGUAAAAAUAAAGAAACACACUUGAAUGAGUAGGUGUGUCCAAACUUUUGACUGGUAGUGUAUGAGGGAAGACUCUGACAGACUGUCUUGGUAUAUGCCCCUUCAUUGUAUUGAGUUAUUGGUUCAGGGAGUUAUGAAAUUGGGUUAUAGGGUUGCGCUAAAGUGUUACAAAACACUACAACAAUGACCCAAGCUCACUAUUUGGCAAGCGCCAAAACAAAUACAUUUCACACAGUGAAUGAUCCUAUAACGUCAGGUAACGUUCCGAUUGAGUCCUAAUUGAGUCCAAUGGUUUCCAGCUAACGUUAGCAUGACAACGUCCCUGACAUAUUUUUUAAAUGUCCCCAGAAAACAGUAUUAAUAAGCAUUAGUAGAAGGACAUGCUGUAAUGGUUAUAAGAACGUUUGGGGAAAUUAUCCAAUUAUGUUUGUUUUUUACAUUUAUAGAAUGUGUUAACUAAACGUUCAUGGUGAAAUCGCUAUAGCCAUGUGAUGGGGACAUCCAUGGGAACCUUGGUUAAAACCAUGUCAAACCAUCAACAUUAUCAAAAUGUCCCCACUAAAGUUUUAAAUAAAUCACAGACAGUGUCACCAGGGUUGUAGUGGUAUUUGUGCUUGCUCAAACAUGGGGUAGUGUUGGGUCAUAGCAUUGAGUUGAGGGAUAACAUGGUCAGAAUGGGGUUGGAGUUAAAGCUAGAUUCCUUAAUUGAAACAAUAACAAAGCGUUACCCCGCCUCUGUUUCGCUAACCUUAAUCUCAGUCUCCUAAUCUGCCACGUUAACUAUCCUAACCUGCUUUGUAAAUUCUUCUAACCUGCUACAAAAAAGUCACUUCCGGUUGUAGUUGUACUCCCCCUAGUCAGAACCCAAAUUCAUAGACAGAGCUAUGGAUGCAAGGACUGACCAUCUAUGAUAUCACAAUUAUAGUUUUGAUCAUGUUUUGAGGCUAUACAGUGUUUGUUUACAUUUAUAUUGUUUCCAUUGUUUCUACACCUUGAUUGGAGUCCACCUGUGGUAAAUUCAAUUGAUUGGACAUGAUUUGGAAAGGCACACACCUGUCUAUAUAACAUCACACAGUUGACAGUGCAUGUCAGAGCAAAAAUCAAGCCAUGAGGUCGAAGGAAUUAUCCGUAGAGCUCCGAGACAGGAUUGUGUCGAGGCACAGAUCUUGAGACACGUACGGAAAAAUGUCUGCAGCAUUGAAGGUCCCCAAGAACACAGUGGCCUCCAUCAUUCUUAAAUGGUAGAAGUUUGGAACCACCAAGACUCUUCCUAGAGCUGGCCGCCCGGCCAAACUGACCAAUCGGGGGAGAAGGGCCUUGGUCAAGGAGGUGACCAAGAACCCGAUGGUCACUCUGACAGAGCUCCAGAGUUCCUCUGUGGAGAUGGGAGAACCUUCCAGAAGGACAACCAUCUCUGCAGCACUCCACCAAUCAGGCUUUUAUAGUAGAGUGGCCAGACUGAAGCUCCUCCUCAGUAUAAGGCACAUGACAGUCGCUUGGAGUUUGCCAAAAGCCACCUAAAGACUCUCGGACCAUGAGAAACCAGAUUCUCUGAUCUGAUGAAACCAAGAUUGAACUCUUUGGCCUGAAUGCCAAGCGUCACGUCUGGAGGAAACCUGGCACCAUCCCUACGGUGAAGCAUGGUGGUGGCAGCAUCAUGCUGUGGGGAUGUUUUUCAGCGGCAGGGACUGGGAGACUAGUCAGGAUGGAGGCAAAGAUGAACGGAGCAAAGUACAGAGAGAUCCUUGAUGAAAACCUGCUCCAGAGCACUCAGGACCUCAGACUGGGGCGAACGUUCACCUUCCAACAGGACAACGACCCUAAGCACACAGCCAAGACAACGCAGGACAAGUCUCUGAAUGUCCUUGAGUGGCCCAGCCAGAGCCCAUUUUGAACCCAAUCGAACAUCUCUGGAGAGACCUGAAAAUAGCUGUGCAGCGACAUCCCCAUCCAACCUGACAGAGCUUGAGAGGAUCUGCAGAGAAGAAUGGGUGAAACUCCCCAAAUACAGGUGUGCCAAGCUUGUAGCGUCAUACCCAAGAAGACUCGAGGCUGUAAUCACUGCCAAAGGUGUUUCAACAAAGUACUGAGUAAAGGGUCUGAAUACUUAUGUAAAUGUGAUAUUUCAGUAAAAGAAAACAUUUUACAUUUGCUAAAAUUUCUAAAAACUAUUUUUUUCUUUGUCAUUAUGGGUUAUUGUGUGUAGAUUGAUGAUGGAAAAAAACAAUUUAAUCAAUUUUAGAAUAAGGCUGUAACGUAACAAAAUGUGGAAAAAGUCAAGGGGUCUGAAUUCUUUCCGAAGUUAUAUUCUUCAAGAAACAACGGGUAAACAUAAAUAAUUUAUAAGUCCAAAAAUUGAUGUAGCAACUAAGGAUUCUAGCUUUAAUGUCUGGUUGUUUCAAUGGGUGGACAAGUUUACUUGAUUAUUCUAGGAUAUGUCUGUCAUUUGACUUGCAUACUGUAUACCUCCUCUGGUCCCCUCAUUUCUCGCUCUGUUCUCAUUUUGUAUUUUCUAUUGGUCUGCCAGAUGCUUUUCAACAUUAUGUCCAAAGUCCUUCUGAGUUUGUACCAUGAUAAUGCACUGUGUAAAGCCACUGGCCACCCCAACUAGAACUCUACUCUGGUUGACACAUGGUUGACCCUGACUUGACCCCUGGCACUUGGUGACAGCUCUUUCUUCUGACAGCUCUUCUUCUUCGGGCGAGUCAGGGGACGAGAAUUCUCUGUCAGAGGGGGAGAUGGCUUCUCUUAAGGAGGAGGUAGAUGAGAAGAAGAAGCUGAUAGCCACUCUCAGGAACAAACCGUGGCGCAUGAAGAGGAGGCUCAAACUCCUCAAGUAAUUUCAUAUUACAUGUGCAUUCCUCUGACGAUUUCCCAUUGGCUGAUUGUCUUCAUGACUCAUAGGGACUUGCUCUUGCUGUGCUGUUUUUCUCUUUUCUAUACUACUUUAUACCGUCACUUCCCACUGGGCACAGAUGUCAAUUCAACGUCUAUUCCAUGUUGGUUCAAUGUAAUUUUAUUGAAAUGACGUGUAAACAACGUUGAUUCAACCAGUGUGUGCCCAGUGUGUUAUGUAUCAUCUUAUUUGUGAUGUUAUCUUUUUGUUUGUUUAAUUUAAUUAAAGCAUAAUUGUGUCUGAUGCUACAUUGCCUGAUACAUUUUCCUAUUUUUUGAGUGUGUGUGAAAUCCUUUAAACUACUUUGUGGAACGACAAAGUAGUUAGAUUGUCCAUCACCCUUUGAACUAUUUAGGAGUUUCGGGAAUUGGCUUUGCUAAUUGAUGUUCUUUGAAUUAUUUUAUUUUUUGACAGUUUCUCACUUGUGUCUCCACAAUGAGAGUGUAUCUCCACUGACCAGUAUUUAUCUGUCAUUCACUCUUAAAAGGGUUCUACCCAGAACCAUUCAAAGUUCUUCAGUUUUUCCCAGUAGAAGAUCCCUUUUAUGGUUCCAGGUAGAUCCUUUUAACUUAACACAAAACACUUUAAAACUUGUUUUUUUCAAACAGUGUUGGGUUACAUUUAAAACAAACAAGGCCUGCUGGACUUGUGCCCUCUGGGACCUGUGUUGUAGAAACACUGUAUUCCAUCCAGUGUCAUGAGCUGGCAGUCACUUACAGGUCAGGACACAAGCACUGGUACAGUAUUAAGACAGAUGAGACGCCUUGACUUUUUCAUGAGCUCAACACUGUCUAAUGCAUGCAGUUGUAGCUGCCUGCAGCUUGCCAAUCCCCUCUCAUCACUGGUCUUUCCAGGUUGAUUAUCUUUCAUCACAUGCCCUCCUCCACAUUUACCUGACUAGUAAUUUACAGUCUUGAUUAAUUGAUUGGUUGUUUUCUCAUCUACUUAAUUUAAUCAUGACUAAUUCACCCAUUUAAAAUUUGAAAAGUUGAUUCAUUGGUUGGCGGUUCAUCAAACCAGUGAUUUAUAUGUUUUUUUUGUUGGUUGACGGGUCAUCCUUUUUUAUGGGUUGGAAUUGUAGGGAAUGCCAGGCGUUUGUGGAGAGGUUUGAGGGGGCUCUAGGAAAGGGCAAAGGGAGGAAGCUCUAUGCCUACAAAGUCAUGAUGGCUAAGGUAACUUUUCCUAGUCCAAGUGUUAACUUUACAACAAAGUUCACACUCUCGAAGAUUAGUUAUGUGCUAUUGAAUCAUUAUGAAUACUUCACGCAAUUAUGCAUUUAUAUACAUUUAGACUUAAGUUAUAAGGCGCAUUAAAUACUACUUUUAAUCAUAAGUGCAUCAUUAGCUUAAUGAUUUGUCAUUUCCAUAAUGUCAUUAGCAUAAUGUUUGUUGCCCUCAUCAGUUACAACCUGAUAUGUUAGUCAGAAACUAUACUUCUGUGAUAAAAAUAUUCUUUCAUAACCUUUUUUUUCUUCUUCAGAAAAUGAUCAAGUUCAACCGUGACUUUGACAAUUUCAAAACAGCCUGUAUUCCGUGGGAAAGAAAGAUAAAAGAGGUUGAGAGUGGGUACCGUUAUUUAAAGCUAUUUGAGUUACUGUCUUGUUCAUGUCAAGUAGUUUUAUCUAUUCAUCAUGUAAUUUUAACCCUCAGGUCACUUUGGGUCAUCUGUGGCUUCCUACUUCAUCUUCUUGCGGUGGAUGUACGGUCUAAACCUGGUCCUGUUUGCGUUCAUGUUUGGUCUUGUGGUUCUCCCAGAGGUGAGCAGCUUUUACCUUAACCAGAGUCCAUUGUUUUGCAAUAUUUUUGCAGUACAUUUGGUCAGCAUAUGGAGAGAUAUCGAAGGAGGACUCACUGUCUCAUUCUCCCAAUCUUAUCCCCACUUCCCUCUCUUUUUGUCUCUCUUUUCCUACUGUCCGGAGGUGAUGAUGGGUCUUCCGUAUGGGUCUAUUCCCAGAAAAACUGUUCCCAGAGCGGAGCAGGACAGAGCCAUGGACAUCUCUGUCCUCCUUGAUUUUGGUGUGAGGAUCUUGGAGUGACUUACUACUUCCUUUGGAGUGACACACUUCCUUCCAAACAAUUGCCUUGUGAUGUUACAUUUAGAAACCUUGUUUGGACUUAAACUACUUUAAGUUCAGGUUUAUUUCACAUGAUUACACGUAUGAAAAAACAUACAUAAAAUGUGAAAAUAGGAUUUUAAGACAUAAGGUGUCAUACAUGUUCAUGAAUAGCUGCAUCAUAAUGCAUUGUAAUUGCAGGCUUUAAGUUAAGUGUUACACAUUUUCAGUAUUACUACAUGGCAUUUAGCAGAUGUUUUUAGCUAAAGCAACUUACAGUCAUACAUUUUACGUAGUAGUGGUCCUGGGAAUUUAACCCACUACCCUGGCGUAACAAGCACCAUGUUAUACCAACUGAGCUACAAUGGGCCAUGUCAGGAUAACUGCCAAGACCCUGCCCAGUCUUAAUGUUAGUUAAGGCAGUUGCGGCCUGGGCAUUGCUAUCUUAUCUCAGUGCCAGUAACAUCGACUGAAAACAGGCAGCAAUGAAAAGUAAGUGGAGGAAGUUGUCCAAAUGAACACAACUCUGUAUUUUACUAUUUUCUGAUGGAGCCUUGAUAAAUGAUCCAGUGGGUUGGUUUUGCAGGCAGUUUGGUUGGUUGUGUUCUCCCUGUAUUUCAGAUCUCUGUUGGCUGGUAAUGACAGAGGUGUUGCUGAUUCGAAUAUUAAACGCAGACAAUGUUAUGCCCAGCAGUUGAUGAAAGGAAUCCAAUCAUAUCCACCACACAAUAGCAGAGUCCUGCCAACUAUACAUAGACCAGUGUAUAACCAUCUGAUCCUGCCAUUCUUUGAUUGGGUUGUCGUAUGCCUAUGUGCUUGGUUUGCUUGUGUGUAUGUGCGCAGGGCUGGCCCUAGGCAUAACAACCUGUCACUAUCAUUUUAGCCUACAUCAGCUUUCUUUGAGAUGAAUUGCUUUCAUAUAAACAUUAUUAUUUUUGUUAAUUUCAACAGGGUUACUGCAAGUACUCUAUUCUCUUCUAUGGUUUCUAUAAUGACGAGCGCACCAUCGGAGUCCUCCAGUUCAGACUGCCACUGUCCUACCUACUAGUUGGUGUAGGCAUCUUUGGCUACAGCCUGAUGGUGGUCAUUAGAACGUGGGUAAAACACACACACACGAACACACACAUGAACACACACAUGUGCACACAGUAAAUAUAUACUAAUCCACAUACACACACCGCAUCUAAAAUAUUGAUGCCAGCAACCCUCCCAUUGCCAGCUCACUCCCUCUGCAUUUUUCCAGUCAGCACUCGGAUUCGAACGGCAACCCUCCAGUUACUUGCCCACAUCUCUAAAAUCAAGCCCCCCCAGUACAGUGUAUAUCACACCCAUCUUCUGUGUUCCUCAGGAUGGCCCGUAACUCAGACGAGGGAGGAGACGGUGGGGACGACGGACAGUUCACCUUCGCCUUUAAGAUGUUCACCAGCUGGGAUUACCUCAUCGGCAACCCUGAGACAGCCGACAACAAGUAUGCCUCCAUCACCACCAGCUUUAAGGUAAACACAGCAGAAGCUAACUCUAAAAUGACCACUUUUAUCAUUCUUUUCUGAAAGAUGACUUGUGAUACAAAUGUAAAAAUCAUGUCAAACAUCUUCCUCGCAUUGAAGUUUAUAUGUGAAAAUUGCCAAAACAAUCUGAGAUACCUAAAAUAUUUUUGGCCUGUCCUGGCGUGGAAUCGCCCCUUAUCAUUGUUCUGCAAAUAUCCAUUCUCCUGCUCUUAUCUUCAAUCUCCCAAGAAUCAUAUGCACGUAAAAAGGUACUACACGUAUGAGCCUACACGCUUACUAUCUUCAAACACAGUAUCCUCUGUGUUUCUCACUGACCGGACUGUUCUUGGUAGGAAUCCAUAGUAGACGAACAGGAGAACCAGAAGGAUGAGAACAUCCACUUGCGGAGGUUCCUGCGGGUUCUAGCCAACCUUUUCAUCAUCUGCAGCCUGGGGGGCAGCGGCUUCCUCAUCUAUUUUGUGGUCAAGAGGUCUCAGGAGUUUGCCAACCUAGAUCAGGAUGAGCUCUCCUGGUUUGAAAAGAAUGAGGCAGGUUCAAUUGUUUUGAUCAGAUACAGUGCCUUGCAAAAGUAUAAAGUAUUCAGCCCAUUUGUUCAGGCAAGUCUAAAUUAGUUCAGGAGCAAAAUUUGGCUUAACAAAUUAACAUAAGUUACUUGGACUCAUACUGUGUGACAUAAUAGGGGUUGAUAGGGUUUUUGAAUGACUAACCUUUCCUCUGUCCCCCAUAAAUACAACAUCUGUAAGGUCCCUCAGUCAAGUAUUGAAUUUCAAUCACAGAUUCAACUACAAAGACCAGGGAGCUUUUCUGAAACCCUCAUAAAGAAGGGCAAUGAUUGGUAGAUGGGUAACAAUAACAAAUCAGACAUUAAAUAUAUUUUUAAGCAUGGUCAAUUUAAUAAUUAUGCUGUGGAUUAUGUAAUAAACCAUCCAGACACAUCAAAGAUACAGUCGUCCUUCUGAACUGAGCUGCUUGACAGGAAUAAAAAUGCUCAAGGAUGUUACCAUGAGGCCAUUGGUGAUUUUAAAGAAGAUACAGAGUUCAAUGGCUGUGAUCAGAGAACUCCACAACAAUGACCUAAAUGAGUGAAAAGAAGAAUACAAAUAUUCCAAAACAUGCAUCUUGAAUGCAACAAGGCACUAAAGUAAUACUGCAAAAUAACAUAGCAAAGGAAUACACUUUUUGGCAUAAAUGCAAAUCCAACACAACACAUCACUGAGUAACUGCCUCCUUAAUUUCAAGUAUGGCGGUGGCUGCAUUAUGGUAUGGGUAUACUUGACAUCAGCAAAUACUGGGGAGUUUUUCAGGAAAACAAUAAAUACGGUGGAGCUAAGCACAGGAUUUUUUUCCCCACUUUGACAUUACAGAGUAUUUAGUGUAGAUUGUUGACAAAAAAAUUACAAUCCAUUUUUAUCCCACUUUGUAACACAAUAAAAUGUGAAGAAAUCCAAGGGGUCUGAAUACUUUUGCAAGGCACUGUACAUGCUGUGUUAUGGUUCAUCUAGUCAAAUGGAGUGAGCCAGAAAUGUACAUUUUGUGGUGGUCCUGUUUUCUUCAGUCUUAGAAAAAAAGGUGCUAUCUAGAACCGAUAGGUGAACCCUUUGAAUAACCCUUUUUGGUUCGAGGUAGAACCCUUUUGGGUCCCAUGUAGAACCCUUUCCCAGAGGGUUCUACAUGGAACCCAAGAGGGUUAUACCUGAAAUCAAAAAGGGUUCUACAUGGAACCAAAAAGGGUUCAACUAUGGGAACAGAUGAAAAACCUUUUGGAACCCUUUUUUCUAAAAGUGUAAUUAUAAAAUGUAUGCAAAAUAUAUCAUACCAUAAAGGGUAACACUUCUUUUUAUGGGGUCCUUAUUACAGUGUAAUUACAUGUGUAAUUACACAAAAAAGUAUUGUAGUUACUUGUAAUAAAUCAAAGUUACAUUCCAAUAAAAAAAUUUAACUGGUGGUAAAUGCUGUCUGUAAUUACAGACGUGUAACAUCAAAUGCUUGUUACCGUGCUUGUUUACAAAUGUGCAAGUUUCCACUAAAUUCACCAAUUUCAUGUUUUUCUUCUUCUCAGCUGCAUCCGAUUCUAGGUGUUACACAGGAUUUAGCUAGUUAAAAUGAAGUGAAUCUUGAGGGGUACUUAUUGUAAUGAAUACGUAUAUAGUACAUUAACCAUCCUGACAACCUGGCCGUUAUUUUAAGGCUUCCGGAAGUGCCAUCCAAGUGGGAGGAUAAACACAUUAGUACAUCACAGAGUACAUGUAAUAUGUGACCGACCUGGAUUGUUUCGGUCUUAUGUAGCAAAAUUUGAAAUGGAGUUUUUUACAUUGGAUAGAUAGUAGAGACUCAGAGAUAGAAAAUGGUAUAGCAUACACUACAGCUGAGGAACAAUGUGAAAGUAAUUCUGUUUUGAAAGUUGACAAACUUGUAACCCCACUUUUGUAAAAAUGACUCUUGUCGUUGUCGUUAUGAAAAACUAUAAACACAAAAACGACAGGUUGCAUGACAUCAGCAGCCUGGUGGUCAAAAAUAGCAUAACUGAUGUAUAUUAACACCAAUAAACCCAUCUGUUUUAAAAUGAAUAUAGUAUAUGUCAAUCUAGCAAACCAGGCAACUAAAAGCACAUUUCUAAAAAAUGUUUUGGUUCAUUUCUAGCUUGUUAAUUAGCUAGCUAACAUUAAGUUAGCUGGCUAGCUAGUUCAAAUAAUGGCCAUAUCAUAUAUCUAACAACAAACCUGCCAAGAGAGGGCCGCCCACCAAAACUCACGAACCAGGCAAGGAGGGCAUUAAUCAGAGAAGCAACAAAGAGACCAAAGAUAACCCUGAAGGUGCUUCAAUGCUCCACUGCGGAGAUUGGAGUAUCUGUCCAUAGGACCACUUUAAGCCAAACACUCCACAGAGCUGGGUUUUACGGAAGAGUGGCCAGAAAAAAAGCCAUUGCUUAUGAAUAAAAUAAGCAAACACGUUUGGUGUUUGCCAAAAGCAAUGUGGGAGACUCCCCAAACAUAUGGAAGAAGGGGCUCUGGUCAGAUGAGACUAAAAUUGAGCUUUUUGGCCAUCAAGGAAAGCGCUAUGUCUGGCGCAAACCUAACACCUCUCAUCACACCGAGAACACCAUCCCCACAGUGAAGUGUGGUGGUGGCAGCAUCAUGCUGUGGGGAUGUUUUUCAUUGGCAGGGACUGGGAAACUGGUCAUAAUUGAAGGAAGUAUGGAUGGUGCUAAAUACAGGGAAAUUCUUGAGGGAAACCUCUUUCAGUCUUCCAGAGAUUUGAGACUGGGAUGGAGGUUCACCUUCCAGCAGGACAAUGACCCUAAGCAUACUGCUAAAGCAACACUUGAGUUGUUUAAGGGGAAAUAUUGAAAUGUCUUGGAAUGGCAUAGUCAAAGCCCAGACCUCAAUCCAAUUGAGAAUCUGUGGUAUGACUUAAAGAUUGCUGUACACCAGCGGAACCCAUCCAACUUGCCUUGAAGAAUGGGCAAAAAUCCCAGUGGCUAGCUGUGCCAAGCUUAUAGAGACAUACCCCAAGAUUCUUGCAGCUGUAAUUGCUGCAAAAGGUGGCUCUACAAAGUAUUGACUUUGGGGGGGGUGAAUAGUUAUGCACGCUCAAGUUUUCAGUUUUUUUGUCUUAUUUCUUGUUUGUUUCACAAUGAAUUUUUUUUUGCAUCUUCAAAGUGGUAGGCAUUUUGUGUAACAAAAUAGGAAAAAUGCCAAGGGGGGUGAAUACUUUCGCAAGCCACUGUAGCUAGCUAGCUAGUUAAAUAAUGUACCAAAAUCCCAACUCAUAACGUUACUACCCUGCAUGAAUCUGCUGGUAUCUAAAGCUAACCAACUAGCUAGGUUAAUUGUUAGCUAGCUAUGUUAUAGGCAGAAUCGGGCUACAUGUCAGCCCAUCUGUUAUCUCAGCCAAUCAUGGCAAGCGGGAAGGUUCCUGUCUUUUUCUGUGGUUAAAUCAACUAGGCUCAUAUUUAACAAUUGUAUUCGUAUUUACAGAUGGCAUACACGUUUGUUAUUAAGGCACAUGAAAGUUCACAUGUUCCAGAAGGUAGUUCUGCCCAAAAAGGAAUUUUGAUUAAAAAGUAAAGUAGUGACGCACGUAUUUUCCUGAAACGAGUCACAUAUCUGCCUAAGUACAAUGUAAUUAAUAGGUGUUACACAGGAUUUAGCUAGUUAAAAUGAAGUGUAUCUUCAGGGGUACAUACUUGUAAUUAUUGUGUACAUACAUAGUAUGUUACCUACAUACAUAACCGGUCAAAAGUUUUAGAACACCUACUCAUGCAAGUUUUAUUUUAUUUUUAUUUUUACUAUUUUCUACAUUGUAGAAUAAUAGUGAAGACAUCAAAAUGAUGAAAUAACACAUAUGGAAUCAUGUAGUAACCAAAAAAGUUUUUAAAAAAUCAAAAUAUGUUUUUUAUUUGAGAUUCUUCUAAUAGCCACCCUUUGCCUUGAUGACAGCUUUGCAAACUCUUGGCAUUCUCUCAACUAGCUUCACCUGGAAUGCUUCUCCAUCAGUCUUGAAGGAGUUCCCACAUAUGCUGAGCACUUGUUGGCUGCUUUUCCUUCACUCUGUGGUCUGACUCAUCCCAAACCAUCUCAAUUUGGUUGAGGUCAGGGGAUUGUGGAGGCCUGGUCAUCUGAUGCAGCACACCAUCACUCUAAAACUUUUGACCGGUAGUGUAUAUAAUUACUAUGAGAAAAUGACUUUCUACUUUAGUCUAUUCUGUAGAUUGUAACUAAGCUACCUAGCUAGCCUAGUUGGUAACAUUUGCUAGCUAGCUUUCUAGCUAGUUCUUGGUAUUCUGCUGGACGAUUUAGGUAGCUAGUUUUCCAGCUAACUAGCCUAGCUAAUUACCUAUACUAAAUCGUCCAGCACAAUUUCUGUAUCCAAAAAGCUAAACAAACAUGGAAAACCUACCUUCCCUCUCCUGUGUGGAUGUUUUUAUCUCGUUUACAAUACUUUGUUUCGUUCGUGCCAAUCUCUUAUGUCUGGAUUUUGCACACAAUCUUCUUCUUAAUCCAGGUUCUUUGCGCACAGUUAUUACUAUGGCGUCCGUGUCAACACAAAUUGUGGGUACGUUCGAGGUCGUCGUUAUUUCGAGCUCAUUGCGCAGAUGGGCAGAUCAUGACAUAAUGCCUUAAUUCCUGGGAUAAAUAAAUAAGUGCACAAAUGCAUCCUGUUCAAAAGUUUGAAUGUUCUUCAACCGUGAAACCCUUGCAAGGUUACAUGAUGAAAUAAGCUUUUGUCAUAUGACAAUUUUAAGUGUAUUUAUAAACCAUUAUUCAACCAAGCUUAAUUGACACUUGGCUAAACCCCUCCCCCCUUGGUUACAGUUGCAACCUCGGACAACAUUUUCCCGGGAAGCCCAAUUCACCACUCAAACCGCUUGCCAAAUCCCUUCAGAAUUAUCUCAAACUGUGUUUUUAAUACACAAUGAAAUUAAACACAGACUACCCCUUGCUAAUCGGGAGACACUCGGGUAUGUUGUGGUGGACUGUCAUUACAAUUGCUUCACGGGAACCUGGUAAUAUUAUGUUUGUAGUGUGGCUAGCCACUGAAUGGCUCUGAAUUCACUGUCAGCAAGCAGUCAAAGCUACUAACCACUUUUGGAGCAAACAAGUGCUCUCAAAUCGUAUCCUGAUGUCAACAACAGAUGGGAGUUGUAUUUACAACAUGGGUAACUUCAAAUCAAAUCAUGUUGAGAAAAAAAAAGGUGGCUAGCUGGCUAGCUAGCAUUAGCAACGUUUGGUGGUCAAUGAAACAGGUUGAGAGCUUCAAGUUCCUUAGUGUCCACAUCACCAACAAACUAUCAUGGUCCAAACACACAAAGACAGUCGUGAAGAGGGCACGACAAAGCCUAUUCCCCCUCAGGAGACUGAAAAGAUUUGGCAUGGGUCCUCAGAUCCUCAAAAAGUUCUACACCUUCACCAUCGAGAGCAUCCUGACUGGUUGCAUCACCACCUGGUAUGGCAACUGCUCGGCCUCCGACCGCAAGACACUACAGAGGGUAGUGCGUACAGCCCAGUACAUCACUGGGGCCAAGCUUCCUGCCAUCCAGGAACUCUAUACCAGGCGGUGUCAGAGAAAGGCCCUCAAAAUUGUCAAAGACUCCAGCCACCCUUGUCAUAGACUGUUCUCUCUGCUACCGCACGGCAAGCGGUACCGGAGCGCCAAGUCUUGGUCCAAAAGGCUUCUCAACAGCUUCUACCCCCAAGCCAUAAGACUCCUGAACAGCUAAUCAUGGCUACCCGGACUAUUUGUACCACCCCAUCUUUUUACGCUGCUGCUACUCUGUUAAUUAUUUAUGCAUAGUCACUUUAACUCUACCCACAUGUACAUAUUACCUCAACUACCUCAACUAGCCGGUGCCCCCGCACAUUGACUCUGCACCGGUACCCCCCUGUAUAUAGCCUCCCUACUGUUAUUUUAUUUUACUUCUGCUCUUUUUUCUCAACACUUUUUUGUUGUUGUUGUUUUAUUUUACUUUUUUAUCAUUAGAAAUAAAUGCAUUGUUGGUUAAGGGCUGUAAGUAAGCAUUUCACGGUAAUGUCUACACCUGUUGUAUUCGGCGCAUGUGGCAAAUACAAUUUGAUUUGAUUUGAAUGAGACUGAGAGCUAGCUGAGCUAGCAAACAAUAUAACAAAAGUAUAAUUUUGGAUAAAAAGAUACUUCAUCAGCAGUCUCGGCAUUUCAGGAAUCACAGUAGCAAGUACCCCUGGUGAAAGGUAAAAUGAUUUAGCCAUUUAAACACAUUUUAAAAAAUGAAAACUCUCAGUUUUUGCCAUUGUGCUCAUUGGCUUUUGAAAUGUGAGCUUGUCUGAGGUGUUGGACUCGACGACAGUUGCUAUCCAUUGGAGCGCUGCGAUUGCUAUCAAAAAUUCUGGGGCGGGGCUUAGUGAAGGGUCAUUAGGCUUACAUUUUGGCAAGCACUGAAUGACUCUCACAAUUUAAACCAUAACUGUUUAUUAAUGUGUUAAAUUUUUUUGAUUGGUGGUUAAUAAAGUAAUUCACCCAUUGCCAAGCCCCGUCCUCAUUAGCUACUGUUGCUAUUGUCACGAUCGUCUAAUGAGGGAGACCAAGGCGCAGCGUUGCGAGCGAACAUAUUUACUUUAAUAGUUAAAGCACCACACUCAAAAAUACAAAACAAUAAACAACGAAUGCGUGACGUCUAUGGUCCAACACGAAACCACACGAACAAAAUCCCACAACCCGAAAGAAAAACAGACAGAUUAAAUAUGGCUCCCAAUCAGAGACAAACAGCCGACAGCUGACACUCGUUUGCCUCUGAUUGGGAGUCACACCGGCAAACAUAGAAAAUUGACAACCUAGAACACCCACCAGAGAAACAGAAAACAUAGAAUGAACACACCCUGGCUCAACAUAUUGAGUCCCCGAGCCAGGGUGUGACAGUACCCCCCCCUAAAGGCGCGGACUGCGACCGCGCCUAAAUACGAGCAAAAACAGGGGAGGGCUGGGUGGGCAUUCCUCGGCGGCGGCUCCGGCUCUGGGCUAGAUCCCCACUUCCUCUCCAACUCCCCAAAGUACCCCUGGUCCUGUCUAGCCCCGCUGGCCGGAGCCGGACUGACGACACGCGCCCCUGGCCUGGUGCGUGGAACAGGAACGGACCGGACCGGGCUGACGAUACACACCCCUGGCUUGGUGCGUGGAGCAGGAAUGGACCGGAAUGGGCUGGCGACGCGCACCACAGACUUGGUGCGGAGAGCAGGAACGAGCCGGACAGGGCUGACGACUCGCAUCCCUGGCUUGGUGCGAGUAGCAGGAACGGGCUGGACCAGGCUGACGACUCGUACCCCUGGCUUGGUGCGAGUAGCAGGAACGGGCUGAACCAGGCUGACGACUCGCACCCCUGGCUUGGUGCGAGUAGCAGGAACGGGCUGAACCAGGCUGACGACUCGCACCCCUGGCUUGGUGCGAGUAGCAGGAACGGGUUGGACCAGGCUGGCGACUCACACCCCUGGCUUGGUGCGAGUGGCAGGAACAGGCUGGACCAGGCUGGCGACUCGCACCCCUGGCUUGGUGCGAGUGGCAGGAACAGGCUGGACCAGGCUGGCGACUCGCACCCCUGGUUUGGUGCGAGUGGCAGGAACAGGCCGGGUCGGGCUGGCGACGCACACCGUAGGCUUUGUGCGUGGAGCAGGGACAGGCCGGGCUGGGCUGGCGACGCACCCCGUAGGCUUUGUGCGUGGAGCAGGGACAGGCCGGGCUGGGCUGGCGACGCACACCGUAGGCUUUGUGCGUGGAGCAGGGACAGGCCGGGCUGGGCUGGCGACGCACACCGUAGGCUUUGUGCGUGGAGCAGGAACAGGCCGGGCUGGGCUGGCGACGCACACCGUAGGCUUUGUGCGUGGAGCAGGAACAGGCCGGGCUGGGCUGGCGACGCACACUGUAGGCUUUGUGCGUGGAGCAGGAACAGGCCGGGCUGGGCUGGCGACGCACACCGUAGGCUUUAUGCGAGAAGCUUGGAUGGGCCGGACUGGGCUGGCGACGCGCACCACAGACUCGGUGCGGAGCGCAGGAACGGGCCGGGCUGGGCUGUCGACGCACACCGUAGGUUUGGUGCGGGGAGCAGGAAUAGACCGGACCGUACUGGGGACACACACCACUGGCUCUACACCGGGAUCUGGAACGGGCCGGACCGGACUGGCAACACACGCCAGUACCUCUCGCCGUGCCUCUACACCUUCCAUCCCCUCUUCUACCAGUGGCCCCCGUAACCUGGCGGCCUCCUCUGCAACCCCGCUGGACCGCUCCAUAGCGGCCUCCUGCUGCCCCGACGUCGUGAGCCCCCCCCACUCCUCCCCGUGGACCAGGCCUCCAACAUUCUCUCCCACCUCUCGCUCCUCUGUCUCCAACCCUCUUCACUCAGCUCCUCAAUGGGCUUGACCCAGUCGAAGCUGCCACGGAGAUCUAUUUGCGAUGGCUCCUGGACACGCUGCUUGGUCUGGUCUUGGUGGGAUUUUCUGUCAUGAUCGUCUAAUGAGGGAGACCAAGGCGCAGCGUUGCGAGCGAACAUAUUUACUUUAAUAGUUAAAGCACCACACUCAAAAAUACAAAACAAUAAACAACGAAUGCGUGACGUCUAUGGUCCAACACGAAACCACACGAACAAAAUCCCACAACCCGAAAGAAAAACAGACAGAUUAAAUAUGGCUCCCAAUCAGAGACAAACAGCCGACAGCUGACACUCGUUUGCCUCUGAUUGGGAGUCACACCGGCAAACAUAGAAAAUUGACAACCCAGAACACCCACCAGAGAAACAGAAAACAUAGAAUGAACACACCCUGGCUCAACAUAUUGAGUCCCCGAGCCAGGGUGUGACAGCUAUCCUAGUCAAAUGCACCAUUCAAUUAUUUAACAAUUUAAAAUAUUGUUUUAUGUAAACCCCCUGUUUUUGCCAUAGCGCUCAUAAGCUUCCAUGCAUUUCAAACGAGACCUGGGCCUGGGCAUCAGACUCCAGUGCCCUUUAUACUAGAGUUGUGUCAAUGAGGUGGUUGGUUUUCAAAUGGCUAACACUUAUAAGGGGUUUGUGCAGGCUGAAAAAUGUUGCGUUUGGAUGCUAUUGGAAAGUUGAAAAUGUGUAACAAGCAUGGUAACAAGCUUUUGUUGUUACACCUGUGUAAUUACAGACUGCAAUUACCACCAGAUACAUGUAGUUAGUAAAGUGUAACAAUGAAUUAUUAAAAUUAAUUACAAUACGUGUUACAGUGUAAUUACGUAUGUAAUUACACUGUAAUAAGGACCACUUAAAAUGAAGUGUUACCCUAUAAAGUGUUACCACGCUUCGGUUACACUUAUAACUUUAAUGAAUAAGCCAUUGAAAUGCUUAUACAUGUUUUAUAAAUGUUCAUAAAUAGUUUAUAAAUUAAAUGAUAUAGGCUAUGUUAUAAAUGUUAAUGAAUGUAAUGCUAAUAAAUGCUAAUAAAUCUUUACAAAUAAAUUAUUUUUUCAGCCUUCAUCCUGGUGAUUGGUUGUGUUUUGCCUUCCAGGUGGAGUUUGUGAUGUCACUGCUGGGGCUGGUGUGCCCCCCUCUCUUUGAGACCAUUGCUGAGCUGGAGGAGUACCACCCUCGUAUCGCCCUCAAGUGGCAGCUGGGCCGCAUCUUUGCCCUGUUCCUCGGGAACCUCUACACCUUUCUGUUUGCCCUUUUUGAUGAAGUCAACACAAAGGUACCAGACAGUAUGUCAGUGUCAUGUACCUGCAAAUGCAUAUUUGUGGGUUUAUUCAGCUGUAUAUAUAUAUAUAUAUAUAUGUGUGUGUGUGUGUGUGUGUGUGUGUGUGUGUGUGUGUGUGUGUGUGUGUGUGUGUGUGUGUGUGUGUGUGUGUGUGUGUGUGAAGGUGUGUUCAGUACAUAUUGUAUGCAUAUAUAUUUUACUUACUCACCUGAACCUGUCUUUGUGUGUUCACAUGUGUACAGUUGGAAAACGAGAAGUCUAUUAGGAAUGCCACUAUCUGGGGUCUGAAUGAGUACUAUGCCAACUACAGCUCCUACCACAACACUACUGACAUCCCUCCUCCAGACAUCCACCCUGCUGAUGUCAUCAGAGGGCCGUGCUGGGAGACCGCCGUUGGCAUAGUGAGGCUUACAUGCGUUCUUCCUCCGUUUUCCCUUUAUCACCGUCUUUUAUGUAGUUUUUCAUCCUGGUUUUUCCUCCACCUGACCUGAGCAGAAAAAAGUUCCCUUCAUUGUGCACCAGUGAUACGACUGAAGCUGUCUGUGACAUGCUGCGUGUUUCAUGUUUCGUUUCCUUUCUGUGCUGUAUCUCUAGGAGUUUGUGAAGCUCACCGUCUCUGACAUCCAGGUGACAUAUAUGACCAUCCUGAUUGGUGACUUCCUGCGAGCCAUGAUCGUGCGUUUCCUCAACUACUGCUGGUGCUGGGACCUGGAGGCUGGAUUUGUAUGUGCUAGGCUAUCAAAGCAGAACUCAGACAUUCUACUGUGUGUGUGUGUGUGUUCCCAUUUUAUUGUAAUCAUUUUUGGUAGCAUUACAUUUUUUACAUUUGAGUCAUUGAGCAGAUACUCUUAAUUAGGGUUAAGUGCCUUGCUCAAGGGCAUAUCGACAGAUUUUUCACAAGUCUGCCUGGGGAUUCAAACCAGCUAGGCUACCUGCCGCCUUUUACAUUACAGUAUGGGAGUGGUAAUAACGUGGUAAUAGUAUGGUAACAAGGUACAGUUACUCACUAUCAAUAAAAAAUUAUUCACAGUUACCCCUUCAUUUUUGUGUAAAUACAUAUGUAAAUAGUCAAUACUAGUGUUUUUCUUUGCUUAUUGUAAGUGUGAGUACAUUAUGUGUUUGUUCCAAGUAAACUUGAUACCACAUAGUUUUAAUUUCGGCAACACUAACUAUGACAGAAAAUAUUUGUCAACAACCAAUUUUUCCUUAUGAAAACUAUUGACGAUAACGAGACAAGAUGCCCUGAAAAAAAAAGAGAACUAUUACAAAUGACUUUUCAUUUUAGUUGACGACAAUGUAACGAGACGAGACUUCCAUGUGAGACUAAUGGACAUUCAAUUGCACAUGAAGCUCCUUUUGAUCUGUUUUGUCCAAUCAUAACCAUGUCUUUGCCGAAUAUAAUGCAAUCCUCUCAUUGGUCUUUCAGUUGCGCGGGCUGCAUGAGCUGAUCUGCCUGGCCCUCCUCCACACACAAAGCUACCAGGCAGUCACUUCAGUCAUUCAUCUCACCUUUGAACAGAUGCAGAUUGUAACUAACCUCAACUAGAAAAAAUGAUGUUUACUCUUUCUUACUUUCAUAUAGGCUAUUUUUGCUUUGAUCACAUCAGAAGCUCAAUUACUAUGUGCGCUUUUAUUAAUCUCUCGGCAAAUGAGAAUGCGGUUGCUUUUUCACUAUUGGAAAUGCUAAUGUUAUUUGCUGAAUAUUAGGAGUACAGUAAUAAUUCUGACAUUGUUGGAAAGCUUAGAUUCCCCAUUUUAAGGGAAUCACAAGGUUCUGAUGGAGAGAAAUUCCGAGCUGUAGGCCUAAAUUGUUUAACCUGUAGAAAAGGCUUUGUAGCCCAUACAGUAUGGUAAAUCAUGGCUGGCAUUGGUUAAAAUCUGCCACAAUAGCAAUGUUGCCAGCUAUAUGAGGGGAUAGUAGGCCUAGUUGGAAAAGGCUAUGUGCAUGUGAUGGAUAUUAGAGGUAAACAUGAAUUAUUUAAUGGAAAAAAAUUCAUAGAGUAAAAUGUAACUAAAAUGACUGUGACUAAAACUGGACUUAAAUUGUCCAGAGUUUUAGUCGACUGAUAAAACUACGAAGCAUUUAAGGACUAAAAUGGGACUAAGAAUAAAAGGUAUGGGCCCCGUGGAGCUCAGUUGGUAGAGCAUGGCGCUUGCAACGCCAGGGUUGUGGGUUCGAUUCCCAUGGGGGGCCUGUCAUUUUUUUUUUUUAAAUGAUGUAUGCACUCAUGUAAAUCGCUCUGGAUAAGAGCGUCUGCUAAAUGACUAAAAUGUAAAUGUAAAUGUAUUUUAGUCAAAAGACUAAGACUAAAACUAAAAUAGCUGACAAAAUGAACACUGAUACCACACAGUGACAUCCGGCAAGAUAGGUGAUCCUUCACAUAGUGUUAAGUUAAUUACUAUGGGAGUGAAAGAGGGAGAGAGAAUAGAAUGAAGUUUGCAUUAUUUAUCAUGAUUUGCAAUAUUUUUUGUACGUGAUUCUAGCCAUCUUAUGGAGAAUUUGACAUCAGCGGCAACGUGCUUGGAUUAAUCUUCAAUCAAGGAAUGAUUUGGUGAGUAAAUAUGAGACACCACAUAAACCAUCAACACAUUUCCACACACCCAGUAAGUUGUGUUUAUCUGCGAUAAGAGCCAUUUCUGUAUUUGUGUUUGUUCCAGGAUGGGUGCGUUCUAUGCCCCUGGCCUGGUAGGGUUGAAUGUCUUGCGUCUCCUCACCUCCAUGUACUACCAGUGCUGGGCCGUGAUGAGCUGUAACGUUCCCCAUGAGAGGGUCUUCAAGGCCUCCAAAUCCAACAACUUCUACAUGGGCCUCCUCCUCCUGGUGCUCUUCCUCAGCCUUCUGCCAGUGGUUUACACCAUAAUGACUCUGCCGCCCUCCUUCGACUGUGGCCCCUUCAGGUGUCUCUCAUGCACACACAUAUACACACACACACACACACACACUAGGCACACAUCUAAUGCUGAUCUCUUGUCUACCAGCGGAAGGGAGCAAAUGUAUAAUGUCGUCAUGGAGACUAUAGAAAACGACCUACCAUCAUUCAUUGGGAAUAUCUUCACCUACGCAACUAAUCCUGGGCUGAUCUUACCAGCAGUGCUGCUGAUGGUGUAUGCACACACACACACACACACACACACACACACACACACACACACACACACACACACACAUACACAUUACAGUAACACACGUGGUAAAAUAAACACGCUCAUCAUAACACAUGUCAUGUUUAAAACGGGUUAAAUAGACUUCUGUGAUCCUAUGGCAGGUUGGCCAUCUACUACCUGAAUGCGACCUCCAAAAACUAUCAAAAUGCCAACCUGGAACUGAAGAAGAAGAUGCAAAUGGUAAAUGAGCAUUAUCAACUAAACUGCAGUCUCUCAAGACUUCAAUUCUUUACUGUAAACAAUGUAAUGCUACUAAGUACUUGUUGGUCAAUGCAUUCACAUAAUGCUGAUGUGGUGACCGCAGCAACACCAACAGUAUUAUCUGCGUUGUGUUUAGGCUAGAGAUGAGGAGAAGAACCGGAGGAACAACAAGGAGAGCACCAACCAGGUGAUGCAGGACCUGGAGGACCUCCUGCCCAACCGUUCUCUGAUCACCCCUGCUGCUGCGGAGAAGCCCCCACCAGGUCAGUUCACACAGCCUACUCUACCUAACUAACUACCUAUCUACCUACCUACGGUCUCCACUCAGUGCCACCUAGUGGCUGGAUGUUUUUUGAGCGUUCACAAAAAACUGUGAACCCACUUAAUGAACAUAACUUAAGAAACAGUUUGUUUUGAGUGAAUUGUAUCAUAAUAUCACCCCUCAGUAGAGCUACAUGCAUAUAGCUGUGCACAUCCACUCCGUUUUUCAGACAACGUGCGCGAGAAGGGAAGCAAAUCUCCCAAGGUGGCAAAACGUCCAGGAGCAGCAGCCAAUGGCAAGGGGGUUAACCUUCAGAAGGAUGUUUCAUUGGCUGCACCAAACCCCAAAGCGGCUGUGACCCAUCCCCCAGGCCCAAGGGGGCCGCCUGGAAACGCCAGAGGACCACCCCCAGGGCUGGCGAGGGGCAGAGGGAGGGGCGCACCUCCCCCUAGAUGC
Coregonus sp. 'balchen' is the source of this 22865-nucleotide messenger RNA. Lineage: Eukaryota; Metazoa; Chordata; Actinopteri; Salmoniformes; Salmonidae. The record is from the annotation of a GenBank genome assembly.